Molecule: messenger RNA, 4512 nt
Organism: Plasmodium adleri (nom. inval.)
Lineage: Eukaryota; Apicomplexa; Aconoidasida; Haemosporida; Plasmodiidae
Product: pre-mRNA-processing ATP-dependent RNA helicase PRP5, putative
Exons: 1
Coding region: 1-4512 (1503 amino acids)
Molecular function (GO): ATP binding; nucleic acid binding
Source: RefSeq, a predicted model, not a curated record
AUGUACAAUAUUUUGAACUACAUAUAUAAAGAUAAUAAAGAAGAAAAGAAGAAUGACAAAGAUAAGGAUGUGGAUGUAAAAAUAAAAAAACAUGAUUCUGAUGAUAGUGAUGAUGCAUUAAAAAAAGAUAACAGAAGUCAUAGUAAAAAAAAAGAUGUUGAUAAGAACACAUAUUAUGAUAAUAGUUAUAAUAAUGAAGAGGAAGAUAGGAGAAAAAAAAAAAGGGAUUCUAGAAAAUAUAGUGUUGAUGAUUCUUAUAAUAAAAUAAAAAAUAAAAUAUAUAAUGAUCAUAAAACGGAUGAAUAUGAUUCCUAUGCAUAUAAGAAAAAAUCAUCCUAUCAUCAUAUUAAUCGUGAAAAAUAUCUAGACGAAAAAAAAAAGAAAUAUUAUGAACGUAGAGAUAAAAAAAGUAAAAGAAGAAGUUAUGAUUAUUCUUCUAAUGAUGAUGAAAGUGAUGAUAGUAACAGAUCUGAUUAUUAUAAUGAAAGAAAUAAAAAAUAUUAUAAAUAUCAAGAUAAAAAGAAAAAAGAAAAAGAAAAAGAAAAGAAAAGAAAAAGAAGAUAUCACCAUACAGAUGAUUAUGACGAUGACGAUCAUCUUGAAAGUUGUUCAAGUAGUAGUUCUUCUAGUAAGGGUUCAAUAAAUGUAAGAGACAAACAAAAACAUAAAAAAAUAGAUUCGUAUGAAAAAGAAAGAAAAAGAAAAAAAAGAGAUAGUAAUAGUAGUAGUUAUAGUAGUUAUGAUGAGGAUACAAAAGAACGUGAUAAGAAGAGAAAAUCAUAUCAUCAUGAUUAUAUAAAGGAUGAUAAAAAAAAAAAAAAUUAUCAUAAAUAUGAAUCGAAUGAAGUUAACAACAACAAUAAUAAUAAUAAUAAUAAUAAUAAUAAUAAAGAUAUGUCAAAUGAAGAUAUAAACGAAUCACAUGAAACACAUAAAACACGUGAAACACCUAUCAAUAUGAAUAACAUGUCAAAAGAAAACCAAAGAAUAUGUGAAGAAAAUAAAAUUGAAAAGGAAAAAGAGAAAAUAUCUGAUGUAAAAGAUAAUACAACUACAGAAAAUAAUAAUUUAAGCAGAUUAGAAAGAUUAAAAUUAUUUGCUCGAAAAAUAAAAAAAACAAAUGACACAACAUAUGACACAACAAAUGAAAAACAUACAAAAUUUACUUUAAAUACUAAGGUUAAUAAAAUAACAAAUUUAAAUAUAUUUAUGAAUGACGAAGAUGAUGAUAUUGAUAAUUCAAGAGAAAAAAUAUUUGACAUGAAAAAUGAAAACAACAUAAGGAUACAAAAUGUCGAUGACAAUAAUUAUAAAAUUGAUAUAAAAAAAAAAAAAGAGGAAAAAAAUAAAAACAAAAUAAAUCAAAAUCGUAAAAUGAAGGAAAAUCAUAAAAUGAAGGAAGAAAAUAAUAAUAAUAGUUAUGAUAAUAAUGGUGAUGAUUUACUGCUUGUUCAAAAUAAUAAUACCAAUGAAGAUGCUCUGGAUCUUUAUAUGAAAGAAAUAGAAGAAGCAUGGGAAGAAGAAAAUAAAAAUGUAAAACAAACUAUAACGUUAGAUGAAAUAUAUACAUAUGAUAUGAAUAAACAUAAAUAUGAACAUUAUAUUAACCCUAAAAAUAAUGAAGAAAUAAAAGAAGAUAAUAGAAAAGAAAAAAAAGAUAAUGUUGAAAAGGAAAAUAUUUAUAAUAAUAAUAAUGUGAAUACACAAGAAGAUCUAGAAAAAACAUAUAAGAAUAAUAAUAAGACGAUUAAUACAAAUAAUAAUUAUUGUGAUGAAUAUACUCAUUGUGAUGAUGAAGACACGUUUCACAAAUUAUUUAUAGAAGAACUUAAAAAAAAAACAGAAGAAGAUAUGAAAAGAAAUGAAAAUGAUAAUGUGAAUGAAUUUAAUUUAAGAGAUUCAAAAAAUAAAAAAUUGAAUAAAGAAUUAAGUAUAUCAUUUAAUAGUUCAGAUGAUACAGAUAAUAGAGAGGAAUGUCUAAGUAGUAAUAAAAGUGAAUUAAAUUAUGAAGAGAAUGGUAUGAAAAAAAUGAAUAAGAAAAUAUUAGAAGUAAAUCAUGAUGAAAUAGAUUAUGUACCUAUAAAAAAAAAUAUUUAUGUACAGGUUAAAGAAAUAACAAAUAUGAAAGAUAGUGAUGUUGAAAUGUUUAGAAAAAAUAAUGGAAAUAUAAUAGUUCGAGGAAAAAAUUGUCCACGUCCAAUACAAUAUUUUUAUCAAUGUGGAUUACCAUCAAAAAUAUUACAAAUAUUAGAAAGAAAAAAUUUUAAAAAAAUGUAUAAUAUACAAAUGCAAACAAUACCUGCAUUAAUGUGUGGACGUGAUGUUAUAGCUAUAGCUGAAACUGGAAGUGGAAAAACAUUAUCAUAUUUAUUCCCUUUAAUUAGACAUGUAUUACAUCAAGAGCCAUUAAGAAAUAAUGAUGGACCAAUAUCAAUUAUUUUAACUCCUACAAGAGAAUUAAGUAUACAAGUAAAAAACGAAGCGAAAAUAUAUUGUAAAGCUGUAGAUAUAGAUAUAUUAGCUGUUUAUGGUGGUUCAAAUAUAUCUAGACAAUUAAAGAGAUUAAAAAAAGGAGUAGAAAUAUUAGUGGGAACACCUGGACGUAUAAUAGAUAUAUUAACUGUAAGUAAUUGUAAAGUUACAAAUUUAAAUCGUGUAUCCUUUGUUGUUUUAGAUGAAGCUGAUAGAUUAUUAGAUUUAGGAUUUGAAUCACAAAUAUAUAAUAUAUUAAGAAAUUGUAGAAAAGAUAAACAGACAGCUAUGAUAUCAGCUACCUUUCCAAAUUAUAUACAAAAUAUGGCAAAGAAAUUAUUAUAUAAACCGAUAGAAAUAAUUGUAGGAGAAAAAGGAAAAACAAAUAAUAAUAUAUAUCAAUUUGUUGAAAUAAUUGAAGAAUCAAAAAAAGUAUUUCGCUUAUUAAAACUUUUAGGAGAAUGGAUAAAUUAUGGUUUAAUAUUAAUAUUUGUAAAUAAACAAAUAGAAGCAGAUUUAUUAUAUUUAGAAUUAUAUAAAUAUGAUUAUAAUUUAUUAGUAUUACAUGGAGGACAGAAUCAAACAGAUCGUCAAUAUACCUUAGAAAAAUUUAAAAAAGAAGAGAAUAAAAUCUUAAUAGCUACAUCUGUUAUGGCUAGAGGUAUUGAUAUCAAAAAUAUUAUUCUUGUAAUUAAUUAUCAAUGUCCUGAUCAUAUUGAAGAUUAUAUACAUCGUAUUGGAAGAACUGGAAGAUCUAAUAAUAUUGGAUAUGCAUAUACAUUUAUAUUACCAGAUGAAUAUUCAAAAGCAUAUGAUAUAUAUAAUUUAUUAAAAAAUAAUAUAUAUUAUUUAAAUAAAACUAUAGAUAUACCACAAGAGUUAGAAAAUAUGAUUAUUGAAUAUACCAAUAUUAAUAGUAUCAAUGAAAAACAAAAAGCAAAAUAUAAAAAUCUGGGUUAUAAAGGUAAAGGUUAUAAAUUUACUCCAGAUGAAAAAUCUAGACAGCAAAUAGAUAUAGCAUUAGCAAAAAAAGAAUUAGGAUAUACACAAGAAAAUGAUGAUAAAGAAAAUAUACAACUAGAUGAUGAACUUGUUGAUAAUCUAGAACAUAACAAUAAUAUUGAUUCUAAUGAAAACAAUUUGGACUACAAUAAAAAUUUUAAUAAUUCUCAAGACAAUAAAGAUUCAAAAAAUUUAUAUACACAACAUAAUAUUCAUAAUAAUAAUACUUUUGAAGAUAAAAAUGUUGCAGGUUCUAAAAAUAUGAACAAAAAAAAUUAUACAAAUGAUAAGAAAAAUACAAAUAAUCAAUUUACAGAUAUUACAAAGGUCGAACAAGAAAUACAAAGAAUCAAAAUGAAUGAUACAAUGGAAUUAUCUUUAAAAGCAAAAAAAAUUAAUGAAUUAAUGAAGACUUAUAAUUUCUUAACGCUUCAAGAAAAUCAUGAUAAAAUUUUAAAAAAUGCACAGUAUGAAGAAUUUGAUAAAAUAGCUGAAAAAGAAGCUUUAAAAGCAACAGAACAUAUAGAAGAUGAAAAAGAAAAAAAAUUAAUUUUUAAUAAAACAAAAGAAGAUAUCAAAAAUAAAUUAAUACAAAAUAAAAUACAAUCAGAUACUAUGAAUCAAAGUAUACAAAGAAAUAUGUUAUUAAGUGCAUUAAGAACAAAAAAUAUGAAAAAAUAUUCUCCAUAUUUACCACAUACAUAUAUAACAGAAGAUAAUAAUAUAUUAGAAGAAUUCUAUAUUAAUAAUUAUCCACAACAUGUACGUUUAAAAAUAUCACAUAAAGAUGUAUUAGCAAAAAUAGCUGAUAUGUCAGGUGCUACAUGUCAAAUUAAAGGACAAUAUUCUAAUCCUUCACAACCAAAUAAACAAAAUUUCUUAUUAGAUACUAAACAAUUACAUAUAGAAAUUAUAGCACAUACAUAUAAUCAAAUACAAAUAGCUAGAAAUGAACUCAACUCAUUAUUAAAUACUUUUAUGCUUAGUUGUAAUAUUAAAGGUAAAAGAGGUUCAACUGGAUGGGCAGCACCCCAAUAA